Monopterus albus (swamp eel) is the source of this 3031-nucleotide messenger RNA. It is a transcript of the gene zbtb37, whose product is annotated as zinc finger and BTB domain containing 37. Lineage: Eukaryota; Metazoa; Chordata; Actinopteri; Synbranchiformes; Synbranchidae. Bases 176 to 1729 code for a protein of 517 amino acids. The record is from RefSeq and is a predicted model, not a curated record. Gene Ontology annotation, molecular function: protein binding; DNA-binding transcription factor activity, RNA polymerase II-specific; RNA polymerase II cis-regulatory region sequence-specific DNA binding. The transcript is spliced from 4 exons. Gene Ontology annotation, biological process: regulation of transcription by RNA polymerase II.
GCAGCCUGCAGGGCCGAGGCGUGCUGAGCCGAGCCAAGCCGAGCCGAGCCGCUGUCAUCUCCCGUGCUGCUAACGAUGUCCAUCUACCUGCAGGACUGAAGCCUGGACAGCGCCACAUCCCGAGACCAACCCGAUCUCCCCCUGUACCUCUUUCAGUGUCCCUGCAGGUUGCAGCAUGGAGCGCUCCGGCAGCAUCCAACUGGACAUCCCGGACUUCAGUAACUCAGUUCUCUCCCACCUGAAUCAGCUGCGUGUCCAGGGCCGCCUCUGUGAUAUUGUGGUCAAUGUUCAGGGCCAGAGCUUCCGUGCCCACAAAGUGGUCCUCGCCGCCAGCUCGCCAUACUUCCGGGACCACAUGUCUCUGGGUCAGAUGAGCACUGUGUCGCUGACAGUAAUCCGAAACCCAUCUGUGUUUGAGCAGCUACUGUCCUUCUGCUACACGGGUCGCCUCUGCCUGCAGCUUGCCGACAUCAUUAGUUACCUGACGGCUGCCAGUUUCCUGCAGAUGCAGCACAUCAUUGACCGCUGCACCCAGAUCCUGGAGGGCAUCCACCUGAAGAUCAGCUUGGCUGACCUGGAUGAGGAACCUAGGGAGGAGGCGGCACGCAGCUCCAGGAGCAGCAAGACCCUGGAGGCUGUGGUGCGAGGAGGCAGUCAUCAUGGUGGUCUGCGGCUGCUUGGCUCACGGGGAAGCGCCGAGGUGAGUGAAGCGGUCAGCCCCACAGAGGAGACGUUCAGCCCGCCGCCAACAGUAGAGCACAGUGGGCUGGAGGGGCCUGGGACCGUAGGGAGCAGAGCAGGCAAAGAACCAAUCCUCCGUAUCAACCGGGCUGGUCAGUGGUAUGUGGAAACAAGCAGCGAGCCGGAGCGGAGUGGCAGUGCUGAGGAGGGACAUGGAGUCGUGGAUGGAGUCAGGAUCAAGACAGAGAGGAUGGAGGAGUGGAUUGGAGCAGGAGAGCACCAUGAGGAAGGGGGGCCUGUGGAGGAGGGGGCCACCGUGAUGAUUGAUACAUCUGGACGCAGCACGGUAGUGCCAGGGCCAGCGGGAGCAGUGGGGGCCCGGAGCGUCCAACCGUCCUCCAGCUUCAGUGAGACGGACAGGUUCAGUCCCACUGGCAGCGUGGUUGUCCUAGCUGAGCGUCAGAGAGCGAAGAGCGAGUCUCCAAACAGGGCGGACGAGCUGCGACAGCCAAACUCCCAGGGGGAGGAGCACACAGCAUUUGAUAUGGGUGGCUAUGAGGAGUACCUGAGGGAGCAGGUAGGAGACCGCUGGUUCCGCUACAACCCCCGCCUCACCUGCAUCUACUGCUGCAAGUCCUUCAACCAGAAAGGCAGCCUGGACCGCCACAUGCGCCUGCACAUGGGCAUCACUCCGUUUGUCUGCCGCAUCUGUGGAAAGAAGUACACUCGCAAAGACCAACUGGAGUAUCACAUCCGCAAGCACACCGGCAACAAGCCCUUUCACUGCCAUGUCUGCGGCAAAAGCUUUCCCUUCCAGGCCAUCCUCAACCAGCACUUCCGCAAGAACCACCCUGGAUGCGCCCCCCAGGAGGCCCAUAGUGCCUCCCCUGAGACCACCACCACCUCUGUCACAUCCAGGGGUGGUCCAAGCGACGAGGCCUCCCCCAGCCAGGAGGAGCCUGAGGGUGCGGGUGGUGGGAGCAGCAGUGGGGGUGGCCCGUAUGGCGAGGGUCCCCAGGCCUCAGUCUCAACCACGGGGCCUGACUGACCCUGAGGGAGGGAGGAUGCUAGGGUCAAGAUUGGGGUGGGGGCCAACAGACAUAGAGGGCCAGUCUGGUCCUGUUGUACCUGAAAGUAACAGGACACUGAACCCGCUGAAGUCUAAGCUGCAACAGAAAGAACACCUCAGAGUCCUAAUUGAGAUUUUUUUCCGCUUUAAACCGCAUCUACCUUCACUAACCUAACUGAACAGAUUAAGCUAAAAUGAAGAAAUGCCACACACUCCAGCAACCUCAUGCACCACCAGAUGCCGUGAUUCUGGUUUGCCUCCAUCUAGUUUAUGUUACAGAUUUCUACUUUUAUAUUUACAGGUUUUACAGGUUCACAAUGCAUCUUCACAACAGUCUGUCUGGUGGAAACUUUGCCAAACUACCCAGUGCCAGUUUAACAGUUCAAAUCCUUCAUAUUUGCCUUGAGACAAUCUGGAGCAGUCAGGUUAAUAAUAACAAUCCUGCGUGCUCUCUAAGUGCCACACCGGUGUAAAAAGGUUUCAUGCACAUAAAGGUUCCAUGAAAAACUACGACUGUUAAAGUUCCAGUGUGAUUGGAGUUUGAUCUUUUCCGGUCUUGGUCUCAUUACAAAAAAAUUUACUUAAUUUCCUUUAUUGGAAAGCUCAGUACAUGACAUCACUACAGUUUCACUUGCAUAACUUUUCUUACAAUGUCAAGGAAAACUAAUUGCACCCUGUUCUCUAUCUUUACGUUUACUCACGAUCCACUUAUUAAACCAAUGAUUAAAUUACUGUACCAUGUAGAAGCUUGUUACCUUUAGGGAUGCAGCUAACAACCAUUUUCAUUAUCAGUAAUGUACCUGUUAGUUUCUUGCUUAAUCAGUUAGUUUAUGAAAAAUUCUUUUUUUUUUUUUUUUGUCAGACCAGCAAUCUAUAACUGAAAUAUUUGUUUUAGGGUUUGGACUGUUGAGAUUAGUGUCUCAUAAGAUAAAGGAAGGGAGUGAAUAUUAAGGGAUGUUUGACAUUUUGGCUACAAAUAUCACCAAAAAAAGCAUAAUCUUGAUUGAAAUAGCCAAUUUAUUCAUAAUUAUCAACAAAUAACCCUAUCAUCUUUGUCAUUUACUCCAUCCAGUUUACCUUUGCAUUCAGGUGCAAAAACAAAGUAUUUCUUUAUCCAUCUAUCCAUCUUCGUCCACCUCAUCCGAGACCGGGUCACGGGGGCAGUAGCCUGAGCAGAGCCUCCCAGACUUACCUCUCCCCACAGACCUCCUGUAGUUCCUCAGGAGGAACCCCAAGGCGUUCCCAGGCCAGCCGGGAGACACACUCUCUCCAAUGUGUCCU